Xyrauchen texanus (razorback sucker) is the source of this 5959-nucleotide messenger RNA. Its product is annotated as myocyte-specific enhancer factor 2A-like. The transcript has 11 exons. Gene Ontology annotation, biological process: cell differentiation; heart development; positive regulation of transcription by RNA polymerase II. The coding region runs from base 805 to 2337 and encodes 510 amino acids. Gene Ontology annotation, molecular function: DNA-binding transcription factor activity, RNA polymerase II-specific; protein dimerization activity; histone deacetylase binding. Lineage: Eukaryota; Metazoa; Chordata; Actinopteri; Cypriniformes; Catostomidae. The record is from RefSeq and is a predicted model, not a curated record.
GCUUUAAAUAUCACUUCCUUGAAGACUAUUCACUUUGUUUCCUUGCUUUCUCUAACUGUAAAACACGGUGAUGUCAUGAUGUGGAACCGUUUCCUCUCCUCUCCUCAAGGGUCGCGCGCUCACUCACUUUGCCGCCUUUAAUUUGGACUAAAACACAGUAUCUUAAUUCUUUCGUGUUUUUUACCCUAUUUGAGCUGUAGUUUUAUUUUUUUCAUUUUUCACAUUUGUUUUUAAGCUAGAGAUGAGACACUAGUAGAGUAGGAGGAGGAUAAGGAGGCGGUUGACUUUGACUACGUCAGGUGUUCGUCAGAGAGGAGGAGGAGCUUAUUAUGCCCUGACAAGAGCCACUGCUGCUUCUUCUGAGUUUGUCAGCUCAGCUCCCGAAAAUAGAAGCCGUGUGUCAAUGUGACUGAAAAUAUAUUUCUGUCACAGUGUAUCCACGGGAAUCACUGAUACACAGUAUCUAUAUACAGCGAGGGGGACCGCGAAGAAAAAAGGACAUUUUACCCAAGGAGGAGAAAGCACCAAGAAGCUCCAAGUAAAGAGAAGCAUUGAAAGCAACAGAAGAAAGAACAAAAAUAAGACUUGAGCCAGAUAUUGUGGGUCCAGGACUGAGGAUUGUACUGCUUUGUUUGUUAGAUCGUGGUGUUGACUUCUCAGGAGAAAGACACAAAGAAAGACGGCGAGAUAGAAAGAAUUGAGAAGGAAGAGUAGAGUACAAUGUGCUAGGGGAGUGAAAGGAGACAAACUUCUGUGUUUUUCUGAUAUUCUCUGGGUGUCAGAGAGGCCAAGUAGGACACAAAGAUGGGACGGAAGAAGAUACAGAUCACACGGAUCAUGGAUGAGAGGAACCGGCAGGUUACCUUCACAAAGCGGAAGUUUGGCUUGAUGAAGAAAGCGUACGAGCUAAGCGUAUUGUGCGACUGUGAGAUUGCCCUGAUCAUAUUCAACAGCUCGAACAAACUUUUUCAGUACGCAAGCACUGACAUGGACAAAGUCCUGCUUAAAUACACAGAGUACAAUGAGCCCCAUGAGAGCAGAACCAACUCUGACAUCAUAGAGAAAUUAAGAAACAAAGGCCAUAAUGACUGUGCCAGUCCUGAUCCAGAUGACUGUUUUGGUCACAGUCCCCUCAUGGAUGACCGCUUCGGCAAACUAAAUGAAGAAAGUGAUUUAAUGUACAAGCGCUGUGCUGCGCUUAACAAGAAAGAGCACAGAGGCUGUGAUAGCCCGGACCCUGAUGCCUCAUUUGUCCUCACCCCUCACACAGAAGAAAAAUAUAAAAAAAUUAAUGAAGAGUUUGAUAAUAUGAUGCGAAAUCAUAAAAUCCCUACAGGCUUGCCUCAGCAGAACUUUUCCAUGCAUGUGGCUGUGCCAGUGACAAACCCCAAUGCCAUGUCCUACAACCCUGGGGCCUCUUUGAGCAGCCAGAGCCUGUCGGCUGCAACUGCCUCUCUGAGUGAUAGUGUCAUGCUGUCUCCUCCUCAGGGUUCCCUGCACAGAAACGUAGUGUCUGGCGGGCCACAACAGAGGCCUUCCAGUACAGGCAGUGCAGCAGGAAAUGGCUUCAUUAACCCGAGGGGCUCACCGGGGCUUCUGGGUACACCCAGCGGGAAUGGGCUGGGUAAAGUUAUGCCUGCCAAGUCACCACCACCACCGGGGGGCAACAUGGGCAUCGGCAGCCGCAAGCCAGACUUGAGAGUUGUCAUUCCCCCAUCCAGCAAGGGCAUGAUGCCACCUCUGAACCCCCAGAGGAUAAGCAGCUCUCAGUCCACCCAGCCUUUGGCCACACCGGUGGUCUCUGUCACCACCCCCAGUCUGCCAUCACAAGGCCUGGUCUACUCAGGCAUGCCCACUGCCUACAAUUCUGAAUACUCCCUGAGCAGUGCUGAGCUCGCUUCUCUGCAAGGCUUUUGCUCCCCAGGCCUCUCCAUAGGCUCAGUGUCGGCAUGGCAACAGCAUCAACUAGGCCAGGCUGCUCUCAGCUCACUGGUAGGUGGCGGUCACUUAUCUCAGGGGUCGAAUCUCUCCAUCAACACAAGCCAGAAUAUCAACAUUAAAUCCGAGCCCAUCUCUCCUCCACGCGAACGCGUUACCCCAUCUGGCUUCCCUCAGCAGCAGCAGCAGCAGCUGCCUCCCUCUGGCCGCCCAGACAUGGGCCGCUCGCCUGUCGACAGCCUCAGCUCAUCUUGCUCCUCCUAUGAUGGUAGCGACCGAGAGGAUCACAGGCCUGAUUUUCACUCCCCACUCAGCCUGGGUCGACUCCCUGCCACUGGGGCCGAAGAGAGGGAAAGCCCCACGGUCAAGCGCAUGCGCAUGGACACCUGGGUGACAUAAAGGUGUCUGGAGCCCGACCGCCUGUCAGUCACUCACAGGGCUGGGCAGUGGAAACGGAGAGAGGAGAGACAGCAGGGAGAGUCAUUAUUGUUAUUAUUCUAUUGUUAUUAUUUAACGUCAUUUCACUUUUUUUUGUAAGUAGGUGGACGGUGACAGAAAUGCAAGAUGUCCUGACAUAUCGAAAUUAAGCAACUAAGUAGAAAGAGAGAGAGAGAGAGAGAGAGAGAGAGGAAGAGAAAAACAAUCUCAAGUCAAGCAGUCAGACUGAAUGAUGUACUCAAAACAGGUGUUAUCAGGUACUUGAUGCAAAUGGCAUUGUGCAAGAGUCCAAUGUUUUAAAGACGACAAGGCUUUUGUAUAUCAUUGUGUCACUGGUGCAGUUUGACACUUGUAGCUGUUUCCGCUGUUCAAUUUGCAAGUUUCAAACAAUCAAAGAAAGUGAAGGGGCAGCUUCUGCUAGAAGGGUCCUGCCUGCUGGGCUCAUGUAUUAAAACAAUCUGUAUCUGCACUUGCUUUUAUGAAGUAUGUCACUUAUUAAUUUAUUUAUGCUAACUGACAAUUGAUCAUAGGUUUGGAUCAGUUUUUAUGAGGGACGGCUUGUAUCUAAAAUGAGAUCACAUUCCACCUCAGUUUAGACAUUAAGUGAAAAAUGAAAAUGUCUCUAAAUUGAAUGUGUUCUUUUUAAUCAAAUAUUUGGAGAAUAUUUCUGACAAAUCUGAGAUUUUAAUUAAUGGAAAUUUAAAAGGUAGCCCAGUCCAUUUAAAAACAAUAGCAAGUCAUUGUAUAUUCAUGCAGCGCCAACAACUCAGUGGUAACGCAAGCCAAAGCCUCUAUCAUUUUGUUGUACUGUAGGUUGGGAGUUUUCAGCAUUUCUCUCUCGAUAUUCGUUUAAUAUUAGUUCUGUCAUAGUGUGCGUUGUUACAAACAUUGGAAAACUAUAAACAUGCAAAGCAGAUCUUGAAACAAUAUCUAAAGCCAUGAACACUUGUUGUUCUGUUUAUAAAUGAAAGAUUUGAGCCAAACCUUUUCUUUUGUUAUGUAUAUAGCAACUUUAAUAUAUAUCACCUUUGGUGUAAGUACGUAUGUAUUGUACCUUCACCAGAUUCAAGAAAAAAGUAUAUUUUUGUGGAUUACUGCCAAGUUUACAAGGCGAGAUCCUUAUUAAGUUGAGUAUUCACUGGUUAAUAUUUACUAUUUUGUUAACUAUACUGUACUUUCUUCAAAAUCUGACUAUUAUUGGUAAUAAAUAAAGUGGUUUUUUGUUUGUUUAUUAUCUCUCAAGAAGGUCGUUUUUGGGUCGUUUACCCUUUAAUGGUGGUGAAUGUCUGUCAUAAGAAAUUGUAACAACAGAGCUGAAUGAUUCAAGCUCAGAUGUCUUUUCUUUCUUGUUUUGUAAAUUGAUAAGUGUCAUGCUAAGAAAAAAAAUGGUUUCUUUUCUUACAACUUUUUUGUGAGGGAUUAGCCUGCAGCUGCUGAAUACACUGCCUACUUUAAAUCCCAGCUUAGAUGCACUAUUCAUUCAUUUCCAGUCAAAAGGAUUUCUCUUUAGAGACCUUGUAUAGAAAGUUAAUUUCGUUGAAUCCCUAUUACUAAAUUUAUUUUGAUUGAAUCCCUCUUCAAAUUCACAUAUGCUCAUGUUAAUAAAGAUAUUGUAAAUAUCGUAACAUUAGGUAACCCUUAUAUAGACAUACAAGCAUACUAUGAACAGAAAAUCUUCCCUUCCCACUUAUUUUGUGAACUGGCUCAUCUAUAGAUUUCCUAAGACACCUUAGGAGGCAUCAGUCGCUCUGUAUUGCUGGACAUGGGAGGGCGCCGUAGCUCUCUCUGCUGUUGCGUUUCGCUCUGUGUGUGCAUAUCCCUUCAUUGUGGGGCUGUUCAUGUUUGGCUGUUUGUUUGUGCAGCACAAACGUCUGGUAGCUGCAGUGGCCUCCGGCUUGCAUCACACCUCACUGCCCCUCAGGCGGCAAAAUGUCACGGGAUUCAGCAGCUAAAUAUGAAAAUGCUAGACAAUGCAAACAGACUUGGACAUGAUCUCUCUACUGGAUUACACAAAAGUUUGUAUGUUCAAGUUUGCCAUUGGAAAAAGGAUGCUUUCCUCUUUAGAUUUGUUGUGUAUUUGGUCGAUGUGUACACCAGUCACUUUUAGAUACCUCCUAGCCCUCUUGAGCAAAAUAGCAGCUGACAAUAUGCUGAUAUUAAUCUAUGCAGUCCCCAACCCACACAUAGCCAAGAACACAAAGCAUUCACAUUUCAAGGAUCACUGAUAAUUUGAGUGAAUAUAUAUAUAUAUAUAUAUAUAUAUAUAUAUAUAUAUAUAUAUAUAUAUAUAUAUAUAUAUAUAUAUAUAUAUAUAUAUAUCACAUGCCCAUUUAUCAUACAAAUGUUGCCUAGUUCAUGAAUAAAGUGCUCUAUUGAGCAGGUGAGAAAAUGACUGUUAACCCUUUGUCCUUAAGUGCUUGCACAUUAAGGUUACGUAUAAUGGCACACUUUCUAAAUAUGGAAACCACAAGAUCCAUGCAGACACUGCUUUAGGUGCAGCUUUAGAUUUAAUCUCAGAUGUGCAAGCUUUGUUGUAUCAGCUACAUUGUAAAACUUAGAAACACAUAGAAAGUUAUCAAUGAUAUCUGUUGAAAAGUGUUCAUCAUUUGAAGUUGAUCACAGUCAAAACUUUUCAGGGUAGACAAGCAAUAAUGCCAGCCCAGUGCUAUAAUUGCACUGUGGAUUUAAGACAUGCAGGAUGUUCAUACUGCAAUGCACACUUACACACACACACACACCACACACAACUUUAGUGCUUGAUUAGGAAUCAGGGAUUUUGUUUUGAGUUUCUCUGCUACAUGCACAAUUAGAGCCUUAUUCCAAAGAGUUGCUGGUUUUCUAAAUCAAAUAUGAUAUCCCUCAUCACAUAUUUCACUGAAAUAAAAUCACCCUCACAUCAGGAGUUGGAAGAAGUAUAGCUUUGUACAUCGACCCUUACAAUGCACAGAUGAAAUGCAUAACAAAUCUAAAGAGAGUGCUGUUCAUUUGGUGCAAAAUGCUGCAUCUGAAAUCACAAACUGUUGAAUGUGAAAGGAAGGGAUAAAGAGAAAACAACAAUAAUUUUUUUUGCAUACUUCACUUUGCUGCGCAAGAAUACACUGCUUUGCUUUAUGGCUUUUCUAAAACAGAAUUAUGUAUUUGGUAAUUGUUUGUAGUUACUAGUUCAUUUCAAGAAGCUGUUUGCGGUUUGGAUUCUGGAACCGCUUGGCGGCACAAGCUGGACUUUGUUGCCAUAAUUGAAACAAGAUGUUUAAAAAAAAAAAGAAAAAGAAAGAAAAACAUGAGAGUGAAAUUUAAGUUAAUCAGCAUUAUAUUUCCUUGAAUGUGUUGUUUUAUCUUCAUUAUACAAUAAAUAUUCUAGUGAACUUUUUAUUGAAUUACUAAGAUAUUAUGCUAGAGAUUGUUGUACAAAUUUGUAUUCUGCAUUCACUAAAGUAAAGAUAUUGGCUUUUAUUGUGUAACAGGUUCUCUUGCUUAUUCUGUGCAAACUGAAGUGAACAAUUCUCUGAUUUUGAGUAGACUUUGUCCACAUGUGAAGUCCCAAACAUUAGAAUCUGUCCGCUUUAUUAAAAACCUCAAUGUA